AAGAAGUGGAGCAGUGCCCUGAUAUCAGCUGCAGUUGAUGCAAAUACUGCCUCUACAUCAUUACUUCUCUAAAGGAAGCUCUGCGGAAACGUGCAGUGACUGCCUUAAGUGCACAGGACUGUAGAUGUUUGGUCAUCCAGCAGAAUGAGUCGGAGGAAGAGGAGGAGCAGUCGCAGGAGGCGGAGCUCCAGCAGCAGUAAACAAUGCAUCUCUCCAUAUCAUUUUCAAAGACACACAAUGGUGGACACUGUGGAAGCUGCAGAGAAGGGAGAAACUGACUCCUUCUGUAAAGAGCAUGGACUGUCAGUGUCUGAAGACGAGAAGGAGACUGAGACUCCAACCACGGAGAAAGAAAACAGACCUGGGAGUUGUGAAGAUUUCUUCCAGGACAAAAAGAAUAAAGACUCAGAACGAGUAGACAGAGGUCCAGGGUUAAAAAUCACACAUUCUGUGACCAUCGAUAACUUUGGACUGUCUUCUCCCAGAGUUGUGUUCGAACGGUGCAAUGAAGCAACGGUUAGUAGUGUGAUAGCAGUCACUGAGGUCAAAUGCAUGAGCCCAAAUAUGAAGCUUGAGAUCAAUGAAGUCGUGACAUCAGACGAUUCAAAUAUCAAGACGACCUUUGUUAUUCAAAACCACAGAGACAAAAGAGAAGAGACUCAUUUUAGAACUGAGAAACAUCAAACUCGAAAAAACACCCAUGUGUGUUCAUGGAACCGACAAGGAGCAGAUUACAAACUAAACAUCAGUGAGACUAUCAGCCACAAGAUUAGCAUUGCAGAGCUGAAUUCAGAGUCAUCACAUGCUUCCAAGAAGCAGAGCUCAUGGGACGAUCCCGAAGAAAAGGCUUGCAGUAAAAGCUGCUGUCAAAACAACUCCCGCUGGGGAAACACAGGUGGCCAGACGGACACAGAUUUCACACUGGUUGAUGGAUCCUCCUGUUGUUCAUCACCCUCUGAUUUCUGGCGACAUCAGAAACAGCACUCACUGCCCAGCAGUUUCAGUAAUGAGGCAUUAUGGGAUAUCCCUCCCCCUGAUGAAUUUGCUGAUAAAAAAAGUAAUGCACAGGAUUUCCUUGCAGAAGAUGUUGCAUCUUGUCAGAUCAGUCCCAGAGAAAGAUUCGCUGACCACAACAACACUAAUUGUAUGCCGACAGCAUCUGAGGUUACCUUGUGCAAAGAGUUUACACGCCAGAAUACACUGGACAACAGGACAAACGAGCCCAGGUGCGAGUCCUCGAGUCCUCAGGAACACUUAUUCAUGAAUCCCAGAGCUUCAAUAAACAGAUCUUCUUUCACUAAAAACUUCAUCGACAAUCACGAAAGAAAGACGCGCUUGCGCAACAACAGCAUCGCCAUCCUAGAACGCAAAACUCAUCCUGCAGGCUACGUGGACAUUCCUCCCAAAAGACGAAAGACCUACCCGGGAUUGACAUAUCAAAUGAGUCAAGCCAGAGAGAGCAUUCCCUCAUACAGAGAGUCGUUUUCCUCUGGCACACUGUCGUCGUUUUUUAUGCAGUCGCUUCCCUCUCAGGCAGAGAGGAUGGGCAGGUUUUAUGUAGAAGACGAAAGACUUCGUCCGCUUGGGAGCCGCAAAUCUUCCAGUAGCAGCAGCUAUAGACCAAGCUCCAGCUCCACAACAGGUCCCGACUCUUGUAUUGCCAAGUUUAAAGAUUACCGCUCAACGAAGAACCCCUUCUAUCCAUCCAGGUCUGAUGAGAGUCCAGAAGAAGUCUUCUUUAGAGGCGAACAAUAUCAUGGGCCAGCAGAGCUUCAGGCGAGUUCUGGUUUGAUGAUCGCUGAUGGGGAUGAAGAUGGUGCGCCUGAGCUGAAUGAAGUCAAUGAAAGUGGCUUUGACGAGGAAAUGCUGGAGCUGGAUGAGUCCAUUUCUCCAGGUGACACCAUGGAGAGACAUCAAAGGGAGCUUCUUAUUCAUGUCAUCCCACCUUCCCUGAGCAACUCCGAGGAACAAAUCGAUGAAGGAUUACACAACAGUGUCAAGCAUAACACGUGUGACAGAGAUGAAUCCGACGCGCCGAAGAAACGAAGAGGGUCGGUAAUGACAAUAAUCACUGGGCACUGUGAGCAGAGAUUUCUGCAGGGCAACCGCAUCUUCUCAUUUGAUGAGGAGCAACAGACAGAUGCUUUGAGCCCUACUGCGUCUCCCAUAGAGGACCUUGCCUGCAUCAGAGAAGCGGUGGAGGAGCUCCAGGAUUCCUCACAAGCACAAAAAACCACAUCUUCUGCGAAUAGUAUACUAAUCUUACAUAUGGACACGUCGUCUCAACAGUCUGGAGAAAUGCAACCAAAUGAAGUCCCGGAUAAAACAAGCACAGAUGUCUAUAGGACAACCAAACUUUAUAAAAAUGACUUGCCUGAAAGGCAAAGUGCCUCAAAAAAUUCAUUAGAGGUCAAAGAGCACCUCAGGCCUUCAACAGACUCCAUUCAUAAAGAUUCAGAGGAGCAUUCAGAGCACUGGGCAAGGAGACGCAAGCUCUUCAAGGAGAGCAAACAGCGCAGUUCUGCAGGAGGAAGCUCUAUUACUAGCAAUAUCACAGAGGAAUCAGACACAAUGAACUCUGAGGACACUCGUUCAGUGGACAUGUCAAUGCGGGAUAUUGAGGACAGAGGAUUUUACACAGAAACCUUUCACUCAGUAUCGUGGAUAUACCAUGGAGAUGAAGUUAACCAGGAUGAAAGUGCACACUGUCUCAGCAGCUGUACUCGACCAGCAGCAAUUCGUGAGCGGACGGUGAAAAUCAGCAAAGGCAUGGGCGAGUAUCCCUGGGGCUUCAGGAUUCAGUUCUCCAAACCUAUCGUGGUCACUGAGGUGGACACAAAUGGAGCAGCGGAGGAGGCAGGUCUGCAGGUUGGAGACUAUGUGCUGGCGGUCAACGGCACCGAUGUCACGAUGGUGCCACACUCAGAAGCGGCUGACCUCGCACGACAAGGCCCAGACAUUUUGACUCUGACCAUUGGCUCGGACAUCGGUCGAAUGCCGAACACUCCUCGACCAGCGUGCAGAGGAUACUUGCAUAAGAGAACUCAGUCCAGUUUGCUGAAGGGCUGGAGAAAGAGGUGGUUUGUGCUCAGACACGACUGCUGCCUCUAUUACUACAGAAACAAGCGUGAUGAAGGGAAGAGCCGAGCUCAGUCUGUGGUGAGUCUGGAAGGAGCUGUGGUGGAGGCCGACAGCAGUUUAGGAAAGCCGUUUGUGUUCAGAUGCUGCCCUGUGUCUGGAAACCGAGUUUACUACCUGUGUGCCACAUCAAACCAAGAGAUGAAGAGGUGGCUGGAGGCUAUGGGUAGAGCAGUUCAUCCUAUUACACAGGAUCACGUGUGGGUGGACGUGACUCGACACAACUCAAACCUGCCCCCUCUGGCAGUCAAGAACCCAGAAUGCCUUGGGUUACUGCACCAGCUGGACAGGAGCAAGGACUCAUGGGUGCAGCACUACUGUGUGCUGAAAGAUGGAUGCCUCUAUUUCUACGCCAGCAUUCGGUCGACCUGCGCGAGAGGAGGAAUCUACCUGCAUGGCUACACAGUGAGGGAUCAGAUGAUGGGAUCCAGAAGAUCUGCUAUUGAGCUCAGACCUCCGUCUGAAGAGUUUAAAGUGUUCUACCUCUGCGCAGAGAAUGCAAACGAGAACAAACGAUGGAUUAGCGCAAUAAAAUCAUCUACAGCAAAAUGGCUGCCAUUGCAUCAGGCAAUUCAGGACUACAUGAGUCGCCCAUCCGAGGAAACAAGAAUGUGAACGAGACUGAUUACAGGACAGGCGUUUCUUAACAAGCACGACCGUGUUCAAACAAGAGCAUGAGGAUCUCCUAAUUUUCUCUUAAAAUUAGAUCUGUGAAUACCCAGACAUUGUGCACAAUAACAUCUUAGUUUCUUAGAAGACUUCAGGUUGACAGGUUUGUAGCUUGGGUCUUGGUGGAC
Cyprinus carpio (common carp) is the source of this 3935-nucleotide messenger RNA. It is a transcript of the gene pdzph1, whose product is annotated as PDZ and pleckstrin homology domains 1. The transcript is spliced from 13 exons. Lineage: Eukaryota; Metazoa; Chordata; Actinopteri; Cypriniformes; Cyprinidae. The coding region runs from base 145 to 3753 and encodes 1202 amino acids. The record is from RefSeq and is a predicted model, not a curated record. Gene Ontology annotation, molecular function: protein binding.